Molecule: messenger RNA, 2049 nt
Organism: Bolinopsis microptera
Lineage: Eukaryota; Metazoa; Ctenophora; Tentaculata; Lobata; Bolinopsidae
Exons: 11
Coding region: 1-2049 (682 amino acids)
Source: RefSeq, a predicted model, not a curated record
AUGAAAGGUAACUGGUGGAGAGUAAAUUUCAAGGAUAACUAUGCGAUCAAGCACGUUAUCAUACACAAUAGACAAGACUGCUGUGCAGAGAGGAUCAACGGUGCAAUGGUAUACGCAGGAAGUGUGUACUGUGGAACUGUGAAAUACUUAGCUAGUGAGACCAAGUUUAAGAUAGAGUGUGAAGGACUUGUUGCAGACCACGUGACUAUUAGACAACCUUACAAUAUGUUAACUCUCUGUGAGGUCCGAGUGUACGGUAAAAGAUCUGAAGAUGGACCGAUGGCAAACAUAGGCCUGAACAAGCCAGCAACCCAGUCCAGUAUUGGCUGGGGCGGGGACGCCAACAGGGCUACUGACAACAGAGUGGAUGGAAGGUGGCCAGAGGGAACUUGUACACACACACUUAACACUCUUACUCUCGAGUGGUGGAACUUGGACUUGAAGAGGGAGCAUUUCGUGGACAGAGUGGUGGUCUACAAUAGGCUGGACUGUUGCUCAGACAGGAUUAAUGGGGCAAAGGUGUAUAUCGAUGAAGAACUGUGUGGAACAAUAACAGCUCAAGCAGAAGUUCUAGUGUAUUCUAUCUCGUGUAAAAAGAAAGGAAGUUCAGUGAAGAUCAGGACAUCAAGACAAUAUUUAACUCUGUGUGAGGUAGAAGUUAUAGGUUACGAGACAGUGGAUGAAGAAGAUGAGUUUGACAACAUAGCAGUUAACGGUAAAGCAACACAAGAUAGCACUGGUUGGAAUGGCAAGGCUAACAGAGCUGUUGAUGGAAAUGAAGACAGCGAUUAUUGGCAUAACUCCUGUUCACACAAUGGCGAUUUAGAGGAUGGUUGGUGGAACCUUAAGUUUGAGUCUGCGAAAGUGAUAGACCAUGUCAUCAUCUACAACAGAGAAGACUGCUGCCAGGAGCGAAUCAAUGGUGCUAAGGUGUUUGUCGAUGAAACUCUCUGUGGAACAGUUGAAUAUGAAGCAGGACUGAGGACCUACAAGGUGUACUGUGACACUGAGGGAGUAGCAGGAUCAAACGUGAGAAUAGUUGCUGCACCAAGGCAAUAUCUUACGUUAUGUGAAGUCAAGGUCAUGUCUGACCCCAGAAAGGAAGCUGAAAACACGCUGGUCAACUUGGCACUGAAGAAGCCUACCAGUCAGAGCAGCACUGGUUGGGAUGGAGCAAGUGCGCGCGCAGUUGAUGGAAACACUGACUCUCACUACUGGGGACUAUCCUGUACUCACACUGCUGGGCCAGGCUGGUGGGACGUAGACCUGCUCAACUUUUACCAUGUCAAAAAGAUUCUUAUCCACAACCGAGUUGAUUGCUGUGCAGAGAGGCUCAACGGAAUAGAGGUUUAUGCAGGAGACAAGCUUUGUGGAAUUGUGACUUACAAAGCAGGGCAAAACGAGUAUGUGAUAGAAUGUGACACAAUUGCUUCCCAUGUUAAAGUGGUGAACCCUUCAACAUAUCUAACCUUGUGUGAAGUCAAAGUUCUUGGUCUUCCUAAUCCCAUAGACCAGGGAGAUGACAGAGUGGUUGAUGGAGAUACGGCAGGACCUGGUGACGACCAAAAAUCAAUAGCAAAAUGCCCUGCUGGCUACAAAGUCAAAAGCUGCUCGAUCACUGUUGGAAACGUUCCCGAUAAGAGUGAUGGUCUUCUUGUGGACAAUGAUGGAGCCGGAACUUGUACGGGAUUUAACAGUUACAUAGGAAAGGCUGUAAAAGCAAGAGGGAUAUGCACUCUAGGAGUGGAGGAGAGGGACCCAUGUAACGGUGCCAAGAUACCAUCUCUAACCUACUCAGUGAACAGUGCUGUCUCUCCAUCCUCUUCCUGCCAGGGUGGAUAUGAGAUGGUAGGAUGCUUGUACCACAGCUGGUGGUCCCCUGGCAUCAGAGAAGAGUAUGUUGCAGCACACUGUCCAGAUUGCAAAGGAUAUCACUGUGAUAAAGACGAGGAAUGUGUCAUGGAGGAUGAUAAACCUUCCUGUAAGACCAAACAAACUGGAUGUCAGGACAAUAAUAGGUUAGUUUUUAUCCUUAAGGCUAGAUGUUGA